Annulohypoxylon maeteangense is the source of this 905-nucleotide messenger RNA. RefSeq lists its product as uncharacterized. NCBI's taxonomy places the organism in Eukaryota, Fungi, Ascomycota, Sordariomycetes, Xylariales, Hypoxylaceae. Bases 36 to 893 code for a protein of 285 amino acids. The transcript has 2 exons. The record is from RefSeq and is a predicted model, not a curated record.
GUAAUAAUACUAUUCUCAACUACUCAGACUUCAAUAUGCAGGUAGUUUCGACACUCCUUCAAUUUUUAUAUUUCGUGGCAGGGGCUUUAGUCAUUGCCUCUCCUGUUGCCUCUCCUAUCAACAGGCCUACACAAGGGGAAUGUGUCAUCGUUAAAUGGGUGAUCGAUAAACUCGUUGGCAUACAAUUCGCAACACCAUUCUGUUCGGAUUAUCUCCAGAUCUCAAAGGCCACGAAGACAUCAUCUGUGCCCACUACGGCCUCAACCACAGCUACAACUACCAAGAGUAGUAGUUGGAAUAGUACAUCUACUGCGAAUGGCACCGUUUCAGCAACUCCAGCAACGACGUAUAUAGAGGUUCGAUCUCCAACUAAAGUCACUUCUCUGCCUGAUGUCCUAGCUACUAUUAAGCAUGACGAGCUCUCAACGGCAUGCGAGUGCUUUAUCUCAGCACCCGCCACCACAGCUACAAGCACCUCCUCUUCGAGCAUCACUGCAAACAGCCCCGUAGUCACCACUACAAGCACUGGCACUGGUUCAAGCGCUGGCACCGUGACCGCCAGCCCCACGACAACAACCACGUCCUGCCAAAAGCCAGGGCAAUGCGGGCUCUCCUGGGCUCCAUUCACCAACGGCACCGGGCAGACCUACAGCGAGACGAAGCCAGGACACCAUAAGACCCAACCCCCUGAGCCCUCCGACACCACCUCCGCCCCCGCCAGCGGUGUUGUUAGCAACUCCGUUUCCCUAUACCCAACCUUCCCAUCCGUACUCCCCUUCCCCAACCAAACCACCAGCGCUACCUCCCCAUCCUACAAACCGGCUCCUUCAGCGUCAGGCGGGAUCCAAAACUAUACCGGGGUCGUGCACGCGCGAAAUCCAGGUUGGCUAUAAGCUACAGUACUG